UCAUAUGCCUUAUCAGGAUGCGGAGAUGGCUCAUGAGGGGUAGCUUCUGGGCUGCUGUGGGGUACCAUAGUAGCUUUUGCGUGGUACCUCUAGACAACGAAGUGGAAAGGGACAUGGACCCCCCCCGCCCCUGACGACGAUCAUGAAUUACAUACAACGGGUUGUACCAAAGCAGCAGAAGCUCGGAAUAACUCACUAACAUUGACAAUUACCCAACCAUGUAGGCCAUGCUCUACGGCGCCGGGGUCCCGAAUAAGGACAUGAUGAAGAAGGCGCCGCAUGUCGGCAUUGCGACGGUGUGGUGGGAGGGCAACCCCUGCAACACCCAUUUGCUGGAUCUUGGCCAAAAGGUCAAGAAGGCCGUUGAGCGUGAGAAGAUGCUCGCGUGGCAGUUCAACACCAUUGGUGUCUCGGAUGGUAUCACCAUGGGCGGAGAGGGCAUGCGCUACUCACUUCAGUCGCGCGAGAUCAUCGCCGACUCCAUCGAGACCGUCACCUGCGCUCAGCAUCACGACGCCAACAUCUCCAUUCCCGGCUGCGACAAGAACAUGCCCGGCGUCAUCAUGGCCGCGGCCCGCCACAACCGCCCCUUCGUCAUGAUCUACGGCGGCACCAUGCGCGGCGGCCACUCGGAGCUCCUCGACCGCCCCAUCAACAUCGUCACUUGCUACGAGGCUUCCGGCGCUUAUACGUACGGCCGUCUCAAGCCCGCGUGCCCCAACAGCACCGCCACCCCUUCGGACGUCAUGGACGACAUCGAGCAACACGCCUGCCCCGGCGCCGGCGCCUGCGGCGGCAUGUACACCGCCAACACCAUGGCGACCGCCAUCGAAGCCAUGGGCCUCACCGCGCCGGGGUCCUCCUCUUUCCCUGCGUCUUCGCCCGAAAAGUUCCGCGAGUGCGAAAAAGCCGCCGAGUACAUCAAGAUCUGCAUGGAGCAGGACAUUCGCCCCCGCGACUUGUUGACCAAGGCCUCGUUCGAGAACGCGCUCGUGCUCACCAUGAUCCUCGGCGGUUCUACCAAUGGCGUUCUGCACUACCUCGCCAUGGCCAACUCGGCCGACGUCGACUUGACUCUGGACGACAUCAACCGCGUCUCGGCCAAGACGCCCUUUUUGGCUGACAUGGCUCCCUCGGGCCGCUACUACAUGGAAGACCUGUACAAAGUCGGCGGGACCCCCGCGGUCCUCAAGAUGCUCAUCGCCGCAGGUUAUAUCGAUGGCACCAUCCCCACCAUCACCGGCAAGUCCUUGGCGGAAAACGUAUCCGACUGGCCUAGUCUCGACCCCGAUCAAAAAAUCAUCCGCCCCUUGAACAACCCCAUCAAGUCCCAAGGCCAUAUCCGUGUCUUGUACGGAAACUUUUCUCCCGGCGGCGCUGUCGCCAAGAUCACAGGCAAGGAAGGCCUCUCCUUCACGGGAAAAGCCCGUUGCUUCAACAAGGAAUUCGAGCUCGACGCCGCCUUGAAGAACUCGCAGAUUACCGUCGAGCAAGGAAACCAGGUCCUCAUUGUGCGGUACGAAGGACCGAAAGGCGGGCCAGGUAUGCCUGAGCAACUGAAGGCUUCAGCGGCGAUCAUGGGCGCGGGCCUGACUAAUGUCGCCCUGGUGACAGAUGGUCGGUACUCUGGUGCUUCGCAUGGGUUUAUUGUGGGCCAUGUGGUGCCCGAGGCGGCGACGGGGGGGCCGAUUGCGCUGGUGAAAGACGGGGAUUUGAUUACCAUUGAUGCGGUUAGGAACCGGAUUGAUGUCGUUAGGACCGUGGAGGGCGCCGAGGGCGAGGAAGAGAUUGCCAAAGUGUUGGAGGAGCGCAAGAAGGGGUGGAAGGCGCCGGUGAUGAAGCCGACGAGGGGGGCGUUGGCCAAGUAUGCAAGGUUGGUGGGGGAUGCGUCGCAUGGGGCUGUUACUGAUUUGGGUGGGGAUGCGUACUAGAGGGCAUACUUAAUUUGGAUGGCGGACGGCGGCGGCUUUCUACUACGACGUGGGCGGAUAGAAAAUGGUU
Neurospora hispaniola is the source of this 2001-nucleotide messenger RNA. Its product is annotated as dihydroxy-acid dehydratase. Gene Ontology annotation, molecular function: dihydroxy-acid dehydratase activity. The coding region runs from base 228 to 1931 and encodes 567 amino acids. NCBI's taxonomy places the organism in Eukaryota, Fungi, Ascomycota, Sordariomycetes, Sordariales, Sordariaceae. Gene Ontology annotation, biological process: branched-chain amino acid biosynthetic process. The transcript is spliced from 3 exons. Gene Ontology annotation, cellular component: mitochondrion. The record is from RefSeq and is a predicted model, not a curated record.